This is a messenger RNA of Mizuhopecten yessoensis (Yesso scallop), 3789 nucleotides long. RefSeq lists its product as uncharacterized. Gene Ontology annotation, biological process: signal transduction. The coding region runs from base 105 to 2261 and encodes 718 amino acids. The transcript is spliced from 9 exons. The record is from RefSeq and is a predicted model, not a curated record. NCBI's taxonomy places the organism in Eukaryota, Metazoa, Mollusca, Bivalvia, Pectinida, Pectinidae. Gene Ontology annotation, molecular function: protein binding.
AUAUAAAGGAAAGGGUGGACGAGAAAUUAACAACGAAACCAGCGUCCGAAGGAACACUACAAAAAGAACCUGACACGGUAUUAAAGUCUGAAGCUGGAGCUGCCAUGUCAGCAACCACCAUCACUCCUUUAGGAUCAGCAAAAUCUAAAGCAUAUGUCAGCAUAUUUGAUUUUGGUGGAGAGAUUAUGUUUAGCAACUUUCAGCAUAUUUUUCUGAACACCAACAACGUUAUUCUGUUGUGUUUCAGCUUACACAACGUAUUUGAGGAGGAGAAAAUACUUGAUCGGAUAUACUUUUGGUUGAACUUCCUCUCAACAUUUGCUGACGAAGACAUAGAGUAUUGUCCUCCUGUUAUACUGGUUGGAACACACUUGGACAAGGUUCCAGAGAAUAAGCAAAGAGACAUCAAAGACAGAGUCAAAGCUCAUCUACUAAAGGAAACAAAACAUGCUACAGCGUUUAAUAGACAUGUCCUUGCUUUUGAGGUCGUGGCUAAUGGUGAAGAUGAGAUCAACGACGCCAUUCGAAAAAUUCCUGAAACUCCAUUCGACAAUCGCAAGCCAAUUAAAAACAAUCAUCAGCAUUGCGUCAUAUGGAAGCAAAUAUUUGCAGCAGCAGAGUACCAGUCACAAUGGAAUCAUCUUCUUCCUGCUAAAUGGUUACUUCUGGAACGUGAACUGAUGAUCCUGAAAGGUCAAGGCAAAAAGGUGAUGACCUUGGAGGAGAUCAAGGACAAAGCUAAACAGCUAUCGGUCCCACUUGAAGAUGACGAUGUCAUUGCCAUGCUACGUUACCUUCAUGGAACAAGAAGCAUUCUUUGUUUCCAACUGGACCAUCCAGAUGACAAGGUCGUUUUGGACAUCAAAUUCGUCGUCGAAGCAUUUCGACUUAUUGUAACCGACAUCAAAUUCCACGAAGAAAAACCAAAUGUCGACCCCUCACUUCUACAGGAAUAUGGGAAGCCAAGACUGACUAUGGAUUUCAUCCGUGCCAUUUGGAAACCUGGAAGCGAGUUUCAUCUCUUUAUGGACACACUCCUGUUUUACCUGGAGCGUUUGGAACUCAUCGUUAAGCCCCUACCGAAGGAAGGGGAGACAAAUGUUGACUACUUCCUCGUGCCCUACCUAUUGGACGAAGCCGAUCCAAGUCAUAUCAGAAGAAUGUUGCUGGAUGUGGGGGCGGUAAAAAGUGCAACGCUUUGCUUCGACUUCCUGGAGCGGUUUAUCCCUCCGGCUGUUUACAACAAGAUUCUGGCGUCGUGUAUUCAUAAAUUUGCACUCUUUGCAAAGGACGACGGUGAACAAGAGAUGUAUUUACAACAAGGACUGGCAUGCUUCGUCCUCAGUCCGCGUUGGAAGAUGAUUCUUCACUGUAAGGAUUCAAGAAUGAAAAUCACUCUUUUCUCCAACACAACCACAGAAAUAAAGGCAGGAGACGGGUACAGUGUCCGAUGCAUCAUGGAGGCCAUCAUUAAGGAAACGCUUGAAAGGAACAAACAAGGGCAUAUGAAGUUUCAGUACUUCAUCAGCGCAGACUUCGAGGUCACAAGGAACGAGGAAACGGUAUUGGUAAAACUUCCUGCCCGAAUAUCUUCACCUGUUGAUGCAGAAGUCGUAGUGUGGUGUCCUGAACAAAACCAGACUCAACAUCCAGUAUAUUUUUCCGGAGACAUCUUAGACACAUGCCUCACUACCAAACAGAUGAGCCAUGUUGCCAAGUUUAUUGGUCUCAACUAUGCAUUGCUGUUCGUCGAGCUGGGAAUGCUCCCAAGUGAGAUUGACCAAAUAUAUUGGUCGUUCAGAGAGUGUCUGAGAACCUUGGUAACGUAUCUUCUUGUGAAGUGGAGCAACAAAUUAGGUAAAAAGGCAGACAAAAGGCUCCUCUUAAAGGCUAUGAAAUCACAAGGCUUCAAUACAGACGACAUCAUGGAGCAUCUACAUGAAAUGGGAACAGCUGGCACGCAUCGGUCAACAAGCGCAGAGGAUGACAGAUGCCCAACGGAAUCAGAGAGACUUAUCAUUGCAAAGAAGAUAAAUCUAUCAUAUGUGAUAUUUUUCCUGGAGCUUGACUUGGACAUCGAGACAAUAGAUCGGGCUAGGAUGGACCACGAGAGGUGUAUUGACAGAUUCCUGGAACUGAUGAGACAAUGGGUGCAAGAUGCUGAGAAAGUUGCAACUUUGGCAAAGGUUUACGAGGCAUGUAAGGAGUGCUCGAUGAAUUCGAUAAAACUGCGAAUGGAAAUACAGAGACGGAGAAAAUGAAAAUGCGUCAGGAUCGUAGAAAAUCCACGUUACAGUGUAGAAAGGACGGAUUCGGGAUUUAUCAUCAACAAUCACAAUGGGCGUUCUGCUAUUCUAAGAAUACAUUUAACAAUGUAGAUCACCAUUUAUUUUGGUCUGUUACAGUAUGUGCCAUAUUACAACUCCGUGACAAUAUUUACAACAUAUUUUGGUCUCUAAAACUGUGGAUUCUAUGGUGCAUAUCUUAUGAAUUUUAGCCUACUAUAUCGAGUAGGAUUGAACAUGCACGAAUUGAACGUCGAGUUGACCAACACUGCAGGGGCUGAAUUCUCCUAAUGGAAUUGUGAAGGAUUACCAUGUGGGCUUUCACCAGAACAUCCAGUUGUAUACUCGUUUAAGACCUUAUGCGCGCUUUCAUCAUGGUCAUCAAUAUGGGCGGGUUAAUAAAGGCUGGAGAAACUUUAUUGAUAAUAGUUGUAUAAUAAAUAAGAUCAAUAUUUUUAAUGAACCGACCGAUUAUACAUUUUUGUAUAUUUCAUUAUUAAGAUUGUGAGGUAUAUCAUCAAGAGAAAUAUGAUGUUUUUAGUAUAACGUUGUUCCUGUUAUUAUCAAUUACCCUUUAUUGAAGCAUCUUGUUAAUAACUUUAGACUAUAUUUUUUAUAUUCAACAAACCGCUUAAGUCUAGUAUCAAAUUGUUAUUGAGUAAAUAUCGCAUGCAGGCAUGUGACUUCUCUUUACAUAUAAUUUGGACGUUUUAUUAUCGUUCCAAAAGGUCCAGGGGUAUAAUCUGAAUCAAGUUUGAUGUUUGAGGUGAAAUGCAUUUUAUAUUACUUUGUCCAGCUUUUUCUGAAAGUAUUGGUUGUGACCUGUCAGCCUGUACUAACGUUAAAUGGACAGAGGUACAGUAUAACUUUCAUUUGUUGGCCCAAUAGCCUAACCAUCUAUGAAGGGUUUACUUUGAAACGCAUGAUUUCAAACGGAGACGGCAAUUGACCAAAACAAUGUCGCUCGAAUUUGUAUGAUUAUGAAACAGUAUUUUGUUUAAUGCUAUAGGGGAUUACUACAUCAUUGUAAAAGAAAAAUAACUGUUCCCUUCCGGCUUUAUGCUCAAAACUCACAUUUUCCUUAGUUUUAUCUCACCCUUCCUCCUCCAAACAUUUCGUGUUUACGUGUCAAUAGUGGGACAAUCGACCUCUUCGAAGUGUCGCAAAAUGGUGACUCGUUAUAAAGCAUCUCCCAGAUUAUUUCAAUAUAUUGCACAAUAUAUUGGUGCGUCAACCUGUCGUUAAAGAUAAAUGAUGACAGUAUACUUAUAUAGUUUCUAUCCUUUUAUGAGCGGGUGACUUGAGACUUAAAGCACCCGUUGGUGCAGUGUUGUCGAAGAUGCUCAUUAAUUUAUGGAGAAAGGUGUAGACCUUUAUACCGAGAAAUACAAAUACUGUGUAACACGAAAUGGUCGUGGGUACUUCGUGUUGAGAGGCCAUUUAUAUCGUAUCGUGGUUCAAACAUUCGUGGAUAUCCUAUUCCGUCUUUGCGUAUUGCAGAGUU